AUGACCUUUUUAUUGUGCAUUCUAUUGAUUUUCGGAGUGAUAAAUGGAGGAGCAGACGCAUCUGUAAUUUGUUACGAAUGUCAUGCGAACUCGACGGAACAAGGCAAAUAUUGCUCGAUUGAUAAGUUGUGUGAAGGCACUUCCUGCUAUUUUCAACUAAACAAAGACAACAGUUGGUCUGCCGGAUGCUCCACCAUCCAAUCUGCUAAUACCAAUGUGACAUGCUCUUCAUCAUCCUCCUCUAGCUCUACAGUAUCAUCAAGUUGUUCUUGUAACUCUGAUUUCUGUAAUUCAUUGGCAAGAUCAAAAGAUGCAUUGGUGACAAGAAGUGGUGGAAGGGGUAAUGGAUGGUGGGGUGGUGGAAGAGGCAUCGAGGAGAAAUCCUCCAAUAUCACACUAACCCUUCCGGAUCGUAACUUCGUCCACUGUGAGGAGUGUGGAAGUGUGACUGUCGGCAGUCAGACUAUUCAAAUUCCAUGUGAUCACAAUCACACGUGUCAAGGCAAUUAUUGUGUUUCAGUCCGUGGCCAAUCACCGUUUUCGUAUUGCGGAGGAGUCUGGGAUGUGGAGAAGGCGCCCGGUUGCUACUUCGACGAGAAUGCCCUUGAGUCCUGUCUUUGCUCCAUGAAUAUGUGUAAUGCACUUCUCGAACCAGCUCCAAUAUGGACAACAACUGCAUUGUCUGAUCCAACCCUGGCUACCCUGGUACCAAUUGCACUGGGUGAGGAGAAUCCACCGACUCCAGCAAUUGUUAUUCCAGAGCCGACAACUGUCAAGCCUACCACUAAGAGAAAGUGUAAAAACGCGAAGUUGUCACCAAAUGACCAAGCAGUGUUUAUGGGGGAGAAAUUGAAGAAUGUGAUUAUGGGAGGAUUCGGAUCGGAUGAUGGAGCUGUUCAGAACUUCGAGGACGACAUCAAUGCCCAUAUCUGUAACUACUCGGAGGAUGAAUGA
Caenorhabditis remanei is the source of this 954-nucleotide messenger RNA. RefSeq lists its product as uncharacterized. The transcript has 8 exons. Bases 1 to 954 code for a protein of 317 amino acids. NCBI's taxonomy places the organism in Eukaryota, Metazoa, Nematoda, Chromadorea, Rhabditida, Rhabditidae. The record is from RefSeq and is a predicted model, not a curated record.